Messenger RNA from Cetraspora pellucida, 645 nucleotides. Lineage: Eukaryota; Fungi; Glomeromycota; Glomeromycetes; Diversisporales; Gigasporaceae. The record is from the annotation of a GenBank genome assembly.
AUGCUUCUACCACUCUCUGCAACAUACAAUAAUACUGAUGAACUUUUCCAAGAGGCUCAAAGGUUUACAAUUUCUCAAGAUAAAACAAAUCAUAAACAAAGAACUACUCAGCUUAUUGAUUACCCUUUUGAGUUGUAUGUUGCUAGAUGUAAUGAAUCAUGGCAUCUAGAAAUUCGCAAUGCAACUCAUAAUCAUGAUCACUCAAAUAACAUAGCAGGUUCACGUCCUCGAGAAAUCAUAUUUACUCUUUACCAAAACCACCUUAAAAUACUAGUUACUAAUGUUGACAUUUAUAAUACAUGUACAUGGCUUUGGCUAAAAAAUCUAGCAGGUCAUACUCCAAUUCGGGCUUUAGUAGAUAAGCUUCAAAAUGGUGAUUUUUUAUAUGAGUAUAAAUGUGAUAAUACUGAUUGUAGCUACAAAACCAACAGAUUUAAAAUGCAAUUAUUAAAUGUAAUAGGUAUAACAGCUUUAAUACCACCUUUUAUUCUUAUGCAAAAACCUGAUAUUAUUGUGACCAAUAGAGAACUUGCUUUUAUGAAUGCUCUUGGUGCAAUUUUUUCUGAUUCAAAAAAUUUGCUUUGUGUUUGGCAUAUUAGUAAAAAUAUUUUAAAAAAUUACAAGCCACAGUUCUCACAAAAAUAA